AUGUCUCUUCCAAUUAGUUAUUUUGUAUAUCUUCAUUUUCUUCCUUUCCUUUUUUUACUUUUUUCUUCCUCCUCUCGAUGUUCACCCUUUUCUUCCUCCUUUCACCCUUUUCUUCCUUCUUUCGAUUUUUUCAGCCUUUUCUUCCUCCUUUCGCACUUUUCUUCCUUCUUUCGUUUUUUCACACUUUCCUUCCCCCUUUCACCCAUUUCUUCCCCCUUUCACCCAUUUCUACCUCCUUUCACCCAUUUCUACCUCCUUUCGUUUUUUCACCCUUUUCUUUCUCCUUUCGCCAUUUUCUUUCUCCUUUCGUUUUUUCAGCAUAUUCUUCUUCCUUUCACCCUUUUCUUCUUCCUUUUACCCUUUCUUUCCUCCAUUUCCUUUUCUUCCUUCUUUCGUUUUUUCACCCUUUUCUUCCACCUUUCACACGUUUCUUCCUUCUUUCGUUUUUUCACACGUUUCUUCCUUCUUUCGUUUUUUCACCCUUUUCUUCUUCCUUUCACCCUUUUCUUCUUCCUUUCACCAUUUUCUUGUUCCUUUCACCCUUUUCUUGUUCCUUUCACCCUUUUCUUCUUCCUUUCACCAUUUUUUUCUUCCUUUCACCCUUUUCUUCUUCCUUUCACCAUUUUCUUCUUCCUUCCGUAUUUCACCCUAUUCUUCCUCCUCUCGUUUUUUCACCUUUUUCUUCCUCCUUUCACCCUUUUCUUCCUCCUUUCACCCUUUUCUACCUCCUUUCGUUCUUUCACCCUCUUCUUCUUUCUUUCACCCUCUUCUUCUUUCUUUCACCCUUUCUUUCCUCCAUUUGUUUUAUCGCUCUUUUCUUCCGCCUUUCACCAUUUUCUUCCUCCUGUCACCAUUUUCUUCCACCUUUCGUUUUUUCGCCAUUUUCUUCUUCCUUUUACCAUUUUCUUUCGCCUUUCACCUUUUUCAUCCUUCUUUCGUUUUUUCACCCAUUUCUUCCUCCUUUCGUUUUUUCACCCAUUUCUUCCUCCUUUCGUUUUUUCACCACUUUCUUCCUCAUUUCUUUUUUCUCUCUUUUCUUCCUUCUUUCACCCUAUUCUUCCUCUUUACCUUUUUUUAAAAUAUACUUCCUCCUUUCACUUUUCUUCCUCCUUUUCCUCCUUUCACCAUUUUCUUCCUCCUUUCACCCUAUUCUUCCUCCUUUCACCCUUUUCUUCCUUCUUUCGUUUUUUCACACUUUUCUUCCCUUCCUCCUUUCAACCUCUUCUUUCUUCUUACGUUUUUUCACCUUUUUCUCCCUCCUUUCACCAUUUUCUCCCUCCUUUCGUUUUUACACCCUUUUCUCCCUCCUUUUGUUUUUUCACCUUUCUCCCUCCUUUCACCCUUUUCUUCCUCCUUUCGUUUUUACACCCUUUUCUUCCUCUUUUCGUUUUUUCAACUUUUUCUUACACCUUUAACCCUUUUCUUCCACCUUUAACCCUUUUCUUACCCUUUUCGUUUUUUCAUCAUUUUCUUCCGCCUUUCACCAUUUUCUUCCUAAUUUCGUUUUUUCACCGUUUUAUUCCGUCUUUCACCCUUUACUUCAUUCUUUAA
Acanthosepion pharaonis is the source of this 1551-nucleotide messenger RNA. The record is from the annotation of a GenBank genome assembly. Lineage: Eukaryota; Metazoa; Mollusca; Cephalopoda; Sepiida; Sepiidae.